Messenger RNA from Symbiodinium necroappetens, 699 nucleotides. The record is from the annotation of a GenBank genome assembly. Lineage: Eukaryota; Dinophyceae; Suessiales; Symbiodiniaceae.
GAGCACUUCACUGGACAAUUUGCAAAGUGGUCAGGAGCACUUCGCUGGACAAUUUGCGACGUGGUCACGCACCUGGAUGCUUCUGCAAUGGUGGCGUUCGCUGGUUGAGUCGGGAAGGGCAUGCCCGUUGUCUUUCGAUAUUGAAGCUCCGAUAUGGCGAGCAGUACGGCGCAAGCAACAUGACUUGGGCUUGGUGGAGAGCCAAUAUUAAGCAUCAAACUUCGAAAAUCGAUGUGACCUGCAAGAAAUGUGGCCAUCGCUCAAGGAGCACUUCGCUGGUCAAUUUGCAAAAGGGUCGAGCACCUGGAUGUUUCUGCAGCAGGAAGACAGAAGCGAAGCUGAGACGUUGGCUGUGCGCGAAAUACCCGGACUGGACGAUUACGUCGCAGGUGAAGGGGUGUACGAAUCCAGACACUCAGCGGCCCCUACCGUUUGACUUUGGCUUAUACCACGACACCAUCUUGAUCGAGCUGGAUGGCGAGAUUGGACACUUUGGCCGUGGGUGGGGAGGGGUGGCGGACGAUGGUGGAGUGCCGCAGAGAGACUUUUACAAGGAGUACUGGGCGAUUCAACAAGGCAAAGUCGUAGUGCGGUUGUUGCAGACAGAUGUGUAUCAUGAUUGCUGGUCCUGGGAGGAUGCCAUACAGUACAAGGGUGGAAUCUAUCGCCAGCUGCGCGCAGAUUUGGAUUGCAAGAGAG